This is a messenger RNA of Aedes albopictus (Asian tiger mosquito), 1818 nucleotides long. RefSeq names its product mucin-7-like. The record is from RefSeq and is a predicted model, not a curated record. The transcript has 4 exons. Lineage: Eukaryota; Metazoa; Arthropoda; Insecta; Diptera; Culicidae. The coding region runs from base 715 to 1491 and encodes 258 amino acids.
GACAGUUAACAUUUGGGAACCCCUCUGCUCCAGUGUUGUUUGCUGCUGUUUGAUCAAUAUGGCACUGCUACUACCGAAUUCCCUUCCCCCUAGGAAACCUCGAGAGGAAAAAGCACCAGGCUUCUACCAGGUAACCAACCAACCGUCCAUCCAGUUGAUCGCGGUCCCUAUGGAGAUACCCACACGACAUCAUCAAGGAGUUCAAAGUGGUUCAGUCCGAAGAAGAAAGUUAAGUCUGCCGCGAGGCACUGUUUGUUUAGUCUGGAAUCUUCAGUGCGUUCUGUUUAUAGCGACCACCGGAAAGAAGUGCUAGUUUUCUGUCUAGACGCUAACCACCAGGAGCAAAACAUCCACCGGGGAGAUCAUCUCCAGGAAACGGAUUGUGAACGUUUUUAGUUUUGUGUGGAAAUGAAUCUAUUUUGCGUCGUUGAUUCGCGGAAGUCAAGGAACAACCCUCAAAGUGUGGAAAAUUAAAUAUUGCCUCAAUUCUCUCAAACACCGAAAAGCCUUAAAACAGCAACCACAGCGUUUCAUCUUACCGUAUACCAAAUUUGUCGUGCAUGAAUAUCCAAUUAAAUUCUAUACCAUAUCGUAGUAGUAACCGAUCGUACUAUUCGCACAUACCAUAACCGAUACAGGGUUCAACAAAGUAAUAUCCAUUCACCACGUAAUUACCUUAAAACCAUAGUCAACUAAAUCUAAGAACCGAUCAAAAUGGCAACCCGGUUGGCAACGCAGCGUAGUUUCAUAACCGUAACCCCAAUCGCGAAUCCUACCCCAACCUCCCCUACCACAACGGUUGCCGCACCGGUGACUCCUUCGCAGAGUCCCGGUGGUCCGUCCGGAGGAUCACCCUCGAGUGACUGCUCGUCCAUAGCAGUAACAUCCCCAACGGUUACGGUCGCCCCAACCAUCACGGCCAUUCCCACGGCUGCCCUUAAAAACGGUACAGGAAAAUCCAUAUCCAACCAAACGGCGACGGUAGCGGCUGCCAACGCAGCUGCUGCGGCCACAACACCCGCCGUCAUUCCGACCAGCCUGAUCGCCAAUAACCUUAGCAUUGCAAAUCUUCUAGACACGGCCAACGGGACCUUGACCCUGCAGCAGAUCAUCCAACAGUGUUCCACAUUGCAGAAAAAAAUCGUGAUCCAUCCCAACGGAACCGUCAUCGACAUUGUGCCGAUCGACGAAGCGGAUCCACCGGAGGACUCCAAGGUUGGUGUCCAGUUGGCGGUGGGCGGCGGCGGCGUCGAGAGCGCAGAAACAACGCCAACAACCGUCAACGGAACCGGUCAGCAGCACGUGACCGCUCAGGUUGCGGUCGUCCAGGCCCAGAGCCCCAACGAUAGAGGACCCCAGUACAUCACGGUGACAUCCACGGAUCAAGAUGAUGGGGUGGCAACGGCGGCGGCUGCAACGGUCAUGGCGGCGGAAGUGGACGAAGACGACGUUCGCUCUUACGCCUCGCUGACGGCGGUCGACGGUAAGUGACGCUGGAACUAACUGUCGCGUGGCCUCUCCUCACUUCCUCGUCUAUCCUUUCUUUUUUUUUCCUUUACUCAGAGUAAACUCUUUUGCCACUCUUUGCUGGGAUUUGAUUUGCAACCAAGCACUCAACCCAAUCUUUCUGUUCCUUCUAAAAAGCACCGCUGUCUUGUUCUGUAUCCGUGCCAAGUCUUUGUAGGUGAAGUUACUUGGAGUAGAAGUAGUAUUGCACCGACCAAACACACAGUUUAAAUUUGAUAUUUUCAGUUUAUUCAUCCAUUAAUUUGCUUCGUGUUCACGCCGCUUUGGGUUUGAUUUGCUAAAAUGCGAUUU